CUCGCAGAACAUUUAUUUAACUUGAAGUUUGCUGCUAAGGAUCUCAACAGACAUUCUCAAAAAUGUGUCAAAGAUGAAAAGGCCGAAAAAUUGAAAUUAAAAAAGGCUAUACAGAAAGGUAAUGUAGAAGGCGCUAGAAUUCAUGCCGAAAAUGCUAUCAGACAAAAAAAUCAGGCGUUAAAUUUCUUACGCUUAAGCUCGAGAGUAGACGCUGUUGCGCAAAGAGUGCAAACUGCUGUAACUAUGAAACAGGUGACUGGAUCUAUGGCAGGGGUAGUAAAGUCUAUGGAUAGUGCUAUGAGAUCGAUGAAUUUAGAAAAGGUUACAAAUUUACUUGACAGAUUCGAAAGACAAUUUGAAGACUUAGAUGUUCAAACGAAUUGCAUGGAUAAUGCCAUGUCCAAUUCCACAACAUUAACUGUACCGCAGGGCCAAGUGGAUUCUUUAAUGAACCAAGUUGCUGAUGAACACGGGUUGGAACUUAAUAUGGAAUUGCCCAAUGGCCAAACAGCAUCCCUUGGAACCGCUUCUGUUGCUAAUGCUGAGCAGGAUGAAUUAAGUCAGAGGCUAGCCAAGCUGCGUCAAGGAUAG
This is a messenger RNA of Trichoplax adhaerens, 591 nucleotides long. RefSeq lists its product as hypothetical. The record is from RefSeq and is a predicted model, not a curated record. Gene Ontology annotation, cellular component: ESCRT III complex; multivesicular body. The transcript has 9 exons. The annotation marks the transcript as partial. Lineage: Eukaryota; Metazoa; Placozoa; Uniplacotomia; Trichoplacea; Trichoplacidae. Gene Ontology annotation, biological process: endosome transport via multivesicular body sorting pathway; protein transport; late endosome to vacuole transport.